AGGAAGGGGCGGGGGGAGGGCGAGAGCCCGGGACGGCGCCUGCGCGGUGGGCGUGAUCCGGGCACUUAGGGCAGGAUGAACGCUGCUUUCCAAGAUGGCGACGGAGGGAGGAGGGAAGGAGAUGAACGAGAUUAAGACCCAAUUCACCACCCGGGAAGGUCUGUACAAGCUGCUGCCGCACUCGGAGUACAGCCGGCCCAACCGGGUGCCCUUCAACUCGCAGGGAUCCAACCCUGUCCGCGUCUCCUUCGUAAACCUCAACGACCAGUCUGGCAACGGCGACCGCCUCUGCUUCAAUGUGGGCCGGGAGCUCUACUUCUAUAUCUACAAGGGGGUCCGCAAGGCUGCUGACUUGAGUAAACCAAUAGAUAAAAGGAUAUACAAAGGAACACAGCCUACUUGUCAUGACUUCAACCACCUAACAGCCACAGCAGAAAGUGUCUCUCUCCUAGUGGGCUUUUCCGCAGGCCAAGUCCAGCUUAUAGACCCAAUCAAAAAAGAAACUAGCAAACUAUUUAAUGAGGAAAACUCUUGUCAGCACUUGUGGAAGGUGGAUUGGAAUGAAGAAAGAGAGAAUGAAGGUAGCAAGACCAGUGAGGAGGCUCUAGUAACUGUCCAGAGACUAAUAGACAAGUCACGAGUAACCUGUGUCAAAUGGGUUCCUGGUUCGGAAAGCCUUUUCCUAGUGGCCCAUUCAAGUGGGAACAUGUACUUGUAUAAUGUGGAGCACGCUUGUGGCACCACAGCCCCCCACUACCAGCUUCUGAAGCAGGGAGAGAGCUUUGCCGUGCACACUUGCAAGAGCAAAUCCACGAGGAACCCUCUCCUCAAGUGGACGGUGGGCGAGGGGGCCCUCAACGAGUUUGCUUUCUCCCCAGAUGGCAAGUUCUUGGCGUGCGUGAGCCAGGACGGCUUCCUGCGGGUGUUCAACUUUGACUCAGUGGAGCUGCACGGCACCAUGAAAAGCUACUUUGGAGGCUUGCUGUGCGUGUGCUGGAGCCCGGACGGCAAGUACGUCGUGACGGGCGGAGAGGACGACCUUGUGACCGUCUGGUCCUUUGGAGACUGCCGCGUGAUCGCGCGGGGCCACGGGCACAAAUCCUGGGUCAGCGUGGUGGCGUUUGACCCCUACACCACUAGUGUGGAAGAGAGCGACCCUAUGGAGUUAAGUGGCAGCGACGAGGACUUCCAGGACCUUCUUCACUUUGGGAGAGACCGAGCAAACAGUACCCAGUCCCGGCUGUCCAAGCGGAACUCGACCGAGAGCCGCCCCGUCAGUGUCACGUAUCGGUUCGGCUCCGUGGGCCAGGACACGCAGCUCUGCUUAUGGGACCUCACGGAAGACAUCCUUUUCCCCCACCAGCCCCUCUCCAGAGCAAGGACGCACACGAACGUCAUGAACGCCACGAGUCCUCCUGCCGGAAGCACUGGCAACAGCGUCACGACCCCCGGCAACUCGGCGCCCCCUCCCCUGCCGCGGUCCAACAGCCUCCCGCAUUCCGCCGUCUCCAGCACCGGCAGCAAGGGCAGCAUCGCGGACGGGGCCAUCGCUUCCGGGGUCAGCAAAUUCGCGACGCUCUCACUACACGACCGGAAGGACAGGCACCAUGAGAAAGAUCACAAACGAAACCAUAGCAUGGGACACAUCUCUAGCAAGAGCAGCGACAAACUGAACCUAGUUACUAAAACCAAAACGGACCCAGCUAAAACUUUGGGGACGCCCCUGUGUCCUCGGAUGGAAGACGUUCCCUUGUUAGAGCCGCUCAUCUGUAAAAAGAUAGCACAUGAAAGACUGACUGUAUUAAUUUUUCUUGAAGACUGUAUAGUCACUGCUUGUCAGGAGGGAUUUAUUUGCACAUGGGGAAGGCCUGGUAAAGUGGGUUCUCCUGUGAGCCGUUGACUUGGGACUAAGGAUAAAUGCCUUAAUGGAAGAAAAAGAGAGGAGUGGAAAUACAGGGAUAAGCUUUGACAGUGAUUAUCGCCUCAGACAUCCAGAAACGAUGAGGGACAAAAGGCCCUGAAGCUUUCUCAGUUUUUACAGGCGUGUAACACGCGUGCCCCGAGUAUUCUGUUCCACCGCUGGGCUCCACAGCCACGUGCAAGUGCAGGCUGGCAGGUGGCCCGGCAGCCGCUUCUCCCCGAUUCCUCCACUUCCUGUGGUACAUCCUGAAUUUUUAAGAAAUUGUCAAGUAUUGAACUUGUGCUGAAGUUGGUGAAGCAGCUUUAUCGAUGUCCGCACCUGUGUACAAGGUUCUCGUUACCUCCUGCUUGGGAGGGAGAGCUUUGAUUUCCUGGUUGAGGAAGCUCAAAGUGUGAGGGGAGAGCCAAAGGGCCGGGGAGCACCGCGGAAGGAAUCCUUUGAAAACCCAAAGGCCACGUUCGUGGACCUGUCUGUCCGAGGAGGAACUAGAAGCAGAGGUCGACCGUGGUUUCCCGGGAAAAACACACGGCGCGCCGCGUCCCGUUCUCUGCGGGAGGGCUUGGCCCAGGGUGACUGGCCGCGGCCCCUGCGCGUAGGGGAACGAGGGGCAGCGGUUGGCCUCCUGUGCGGGUCAUCCCGCUGUGCCGGGCGUGUCCACUCCUGGGGCUUCCUUCCUCCGCAUUCACGUGUAGGCCUGAUAAGUGACCCGGAGGAGAUGUCCCCCUCGGGCACCACGGCAGGGAACAAUGGGCAAAGGCUCCCUCCUUGUCCAGAGCACACCUGUCGCGCUGGGCUGCUUGGGACUGUCACCUGUUCAGGUAGUCAGGGGGCUCAGCCCCACCACCCCAGUGCUGGCCAGUGAGAGGGGCGGUCUGGGAGGGUGGAGUCCAGGGCUCCUCUUGCAAGGCACUUGUAUCCCUUUGAAACUCAGAGCCAAGUUCAAAGCUGUGUGUAGAAGCGCCUCCGGGAGAGGGAAGCUCUUCCACGGGUACUUUCUAUUCAUUGCUGCAGCUGUUACGUGGACUUUGUGUCAUGGUCACAUCGCUGUUGCUCGACUUAAAUAUGUAAAAGAAAACUUCUCUGCAUUUUUGAUUUCUGUAUACCUAAGUUUAUUAAAGGUUACUGUGUUAGGUGACACUGUAUAAAAUUGUAUGAAUAUUUACCCUUAAUGAAAAUCAAAACUCAUAUGUAUUUCCUUUUUUACAUUCUCAUCUAAUUUCUUGAAAACUUGAAUAAAUUUCAUAAAGAGCCUUCCUAA
Molecule: messenger RNA, 3179 nt
Organism: Aethalodelphis obliquidens (Pacific white-sided dolphin)
Lineage: Eukaryota; Metazoa; Chordata; Mammalia; Artiodactyla; Delphinidae
Gene: WDR20
Product: WD repeat domain 20
Exons: 5
Coding region: 95-1900 (601 amino acids)
Molecular function (GO): protein binding
Source: RefSeq, a predicted model, not a curated record